Messenger RNA from Drosophila erecta, 1803 nucleotides. RefSeq lists its product as uncharacterized. Lineage: Eukaryota; Metazoa; Arthropoda; Insecta; Diptera; Drosophilidae. The coding region runs from base 163 to 1725 and encodes 520 amino acids. The transcript has 2 exons. The record is from RefSeq and is a predicted model, not a curated record.
CGCAAAGCUUAUAGUAUUUUAUAUGAAAAACCCUACGGACCCACUGACCGCGUCUAAAAAAAAAAGAUCUUGUCCAAAAUAUAUUGAUUAUUGCCACUGCCAGUCUGCGUGCUGCCAAACGAAGCCGUUAAACAGUUUGCCCAGACCCGGAUCCUGAUCGAAAUGCCCAAGGAAAACGCGGAGCCAUCGGCAAGUGGCCUUGCAGUGACCGCCAAGCAGAACGAUGCGCCACCCGCCGAAAAUGCGAAUCACAAGGAAAGCGACGCCUCUGCCCCCGCCUCUGCCAGCGCCAGUAGCGCCUCGACCACGCCCCCGCCUGCCCAGGACGACGCCGAGGAGGCGGAGUUGCUGGAGCGGAUGCGCGGCGAUGCAGUCGGCAGCACCAUGUUCAGCAGUCGGUUCAUCCUGAAGACUGUUAUGAAGCUGGUGGAGCUGCAGCCGGAAUCAUCACUGGACCAGCAGCUGGAGGAUGAUCUGUGCAAGGUGUGGGACAUGUCGGUGUCGCCCGAAGUGGUCACAUUGCUGCUGGAGAACCAGGCCAUCGAUCCGAUCAUGUACUCCCUGCUGGCGGGCUGUGAAGAUGUGCGGCUCUAUGAGAUUCUCAUCGGCCUUCUGGGCAACAUGUGCGCCCAGGUGGAGUGCGCCGAGCUAUUGACCUGUAACCACGGCACGAUGGAAACCCUGUUCAAGCUGACCAACUGCAUGGACACCGCCAUGUUGAUACAGCUGAUGCGACUCUUUCAGUACAUCAUGGCCCAUGUGCUUAGCGGCAAGGAGCAGUUCGCUGUGGACUGGUACAUCUGCUUUGCCGCCUUUGAAAACUCCGCCCAGAAUCUCGGCAAGAUUUUGCAACAGUCUGUUAGCGAUGAACUGCUAGUAGCUGCAUUGAAGGCCACAAACGCUGUGCUGGCCAGUUGCGCCUUAGUGGAGGAGGAAAACGCAAAGUCCACCUUGAAUCUGAAACCCUUUGCGAAGGUAUUUCUAGUGCCAGAACUCUGCGAUGGGGUCAAUAGCGCGUUUCUGCGACUGAUGCGCGAUGAUCAGGCAAAGUUGGCCGACGAGGAAGCUGGCGAGGAGAACGAAGAUGCAGAAGUGCCAGCCGCCCAGGACAGUGAUGAGGAUGCCGAUGUCGGCUACGACUCGUGCGGACCGAAAAUAACCUGUGAUGUGGAGAUCAUACAAACCUACCUCAAUAUAUGCACCAUUCUGGUCCAACUACCAGAGGCGCAGGCAUCCAUGGAUGUGUAUGCAACUAGUAUAGUCAGUUGUUUGGCGCGAAUACUGCAGUUUUUGCAGCAGCCUCUGCAACUCAUUCCAUUGGGCGAACGCCAGGAGGAGUACCUGGAGGAUCUGGCGCACAUUUGGAGUCGCCUGAAGUACUUCUAUCACAAGGAGGCCUUCUCCAAUCUCUUGGAAUUAUGGUAUAGACUUAAACAGCACAUUGACAAUUACACAGGAAGUGAUCCAGAGGCCAAUGAUUUCGAAGAGGACGAAGAGGAGGAGGAUGACGCUCCAAAGGAGCAGUAUGUGGAGAACGCCUUCAAGUUGCUGCGCCUGUUGGCAUGUAUGGUGAUAAAAGCGGAAAACUCGGAUCUCCAAGAGAUUGGCGAUGAAAAGGUGCAGUUGUUUGUGUCUGCACUCAAAGCCGGAAAAGAAGAUGCUAUUUUCUCAAGGGCACUCGAAUGCCUGAACGAUAAAGUGGCUAAGGAGUCGGGCCAAGCCUAAGCAACAUGCCUCCAUGAAGGAUAAAGCAAAAAUGACUGAGAUUGUAGCUUGCAGCACAAUAUAUUCUUAACUUAGUUA